Messenger RNA from Hydractinia symbiolongicarpus, 2194 nucleotides. RefSeq names its product heat shock cognate 71 kDa protein-like. The transcript is spliced from 3 exons. Gene Ontology annotation, molecular function: misfolded protein binding; ATP hydrolysis activity; ATP-dependent protein folding chaperone. The coding region runs from base 198 to 2087 and encodes 629 amino acids. NCBI's taxonomy places the organism in Eukaryota, Metazoa, Cnidaria, Hydrozoa, Anthoathecata, Hydractiniidae. Gene Ontology annotation, biological process: cellular response to unfolded protein; protein refolding. The record is from RefSeq and is a predicted model, not a curated record. Gene Ontology annotation, cellular component: cytoplasm.
UUGUAACCAAUCAAAAGAUAGGGUAUAUUCCAGAAGAUUCCCGCGAAAAUUUGCAACGAGUUCUAGCGUUCUAGACAGUUCUUAGAAAAGAAUAUAAAAACUCUUUUAAAGUUCAAGAUGCCAAUAACAAGAAGUAGAAACAAGAAAAUAAAGUGUAAAUUAAAAGAUACAAAUACUACUAAUCAAGAAAAAUAAAGAUGGCAAAAGCAAUUGGUAUUGAUCUUGGCACAACUUACUCCUGCGUUGGAGUUUUUCAACACGGUAAAGUUGAAAUCAUCGCCAACGAUGCUGGUAAUCGAACCACACCGAGUUAUGUCGCAUUUAACGAGAACGAACGGCUAAUCGGAGACGCAGCAAAAAAUCAAGUAGCGAUGAACCCUUCAAAUACUGUAUUCGACGCUAAAAGAUUGAUAGGUCGAAAGUUUGAUGACUCAACUGUUCAACAAGACAAGAAGCAUUGGCCAUUCGCAGUUGUUAAUCGAAAUGGAAAACCAAAAAUAAAGGUUCAAUACAAAAACGAAGACAAAGAGUUUUUUCCAGAAGAAGUUUCUUCCAUGGUAUUGACAAAGAUGAAAGAAACUGCAGAAAACUUUCUUGGAGAAAAAGUUACAGAGGCUGUUAUAACAGUACCAGCUUACUUUAACGACUCUCAAAGACAAGCAACGAAAGACGCCGGAGUUAUUGCAGGAUUGAACGUUCUUCGAGUUAUCAAUGAACCCACAGCAGCAGCUAUUGCUUAUGGUUUAGAUAAAACUUUAAAUAGCAAAGAACAGCAUGUCUUAAUAUUUGAUUUGGGCGGAGGAACAUUUGAUGUUUCAAUAUUAAGUAUCGAUGGUGGAAUUUUCGAAGUGAAGUCAACAGCAGGAGAUACGCAUCUUGGUGGCGAAGAUUUUGAUAAUAAUCUCGUUAAUCAUUUUAUUAAGGAGUUUCAACGUAAGCACAGAAAAGAUAUCAGCGGAAACAAACGAGCAGUAAGACGGUUACGAACGGCUUGCGAAAGAGCGAAAAGAACACUGUCGUCGUCCACUCAAGCAAAUAUUGAAAUCGAUUCCUUGUAUGAAGGUAUCGAUUUCUUUACGUCUAUCACAAAAGCCAAGUUUGAAGAAAUCAAUGGAGAGUUAUUUAAAAAGACAUUGGAACCUGUGCAAAAAGCGUUAACCGAUGCAAAACUUCAAAAAUCACAAAUCGAUGAAAUCGUUUUAGUUGGAGGCUCCACCCGAAUACCGAAAGUUAAAGAAAUGUUGAGCAAUUUCUUUAAUGGAAAGGAACUUUGCAAUUCAGUGAAUCCAGACGAAGCUGUUGCGUACGGAGCUGCGAUUCAAGCCGCCAUCUUAAAGGGAGAUAAAAACGAAGCAGUACAAGACUUACUGUUACUCGAUGUGGCUCCACUGUCUCUUGGUAUUGAAACUGCUGGAGGUGUGAUGACUCCCAUCAUCAAACGAAACACAACAAUCCCAACAAAGAGAACCCAAGUGUUCACCACAUACUCGGAUAAUCAGCCAGGUGUUUCCAUUCAAGUUUACGAAGGAGAACGGGCAAUGACUAAAGAUAAUCACUUACUCGGAAGAUUUGAACUCUCUGGCAUUCCACCUGCUCCAAGAGGCGUUCCGCAAAUUGAAGUGACGUUUGAUGUUGACGCAAAUGGCAUCUUAAAUGUCGUCGCCAAAGAUAAAAGUACUGGAAAAGACUCCAAAAUAACGAUCAAAAACGACAAAGGACGAUUAUCGCAAGCUGAAGUCGAUCGUAUGGUGGCAGAAGCAGAAAAAUACAAAGACGAAGACGACAAACAAAAAGAAAAAGUCGAAGUGAGAAACAACUUAGAAAGUUAUGCUUAUCAAAUGAAGAAUACAGUGAACGAUUCCAACGUUAAAGAUAAAUUAUCUGAAAACGACAAAGAACUGAUCAUCAAAACAUGUGACGAAGUAAUCAGUUGGUUGGAUUCGCACCAACAAGCAGAAAAAUAUGAAUAUGAAUCCAAGAAGUCCGAAUUGGAACAAAUCUGUCAACCGAUUAUGACAAAACUUCACCAACCUGGAAAUGGAAGUGCUGGCGCACAACAAGGACCGACUGUUGAAGAAGUCGAUUAAAACAAAACAGUUUAAUAAUUUCAUAUAUAAUUUAAAAGUAUAUUUAUUUUGACUCGAUAUUGUAAUUUUUUUAAACAAACAAAAAUGAACAUAACAAAUAUAACAUA